Messenger RNA from Leptosomus discolor (cuckoo roller), 1575 nucleotides. The record is from RefSeq and is a predicted model, not a curated record. NCBI's taxonomy places the organism in Eukaryota, Metazoa, Chordata, Aves, Leptosomiformes, Leptosomidae.
AUGGCAGAAGAACAGCUCGCUCUUGCAACUUUAAGGGAAAUCAUCUUAGUUUUCACAACAACAAUGGAUGAAUACGAAGAGCUGCUUCAUUAUGGUGCGCUGACUUCAAAGUGGUCAGAACCUGCUUCAGAACUGAGAGGACGUGGCAGAUAUUCCAGUGUAACAAAUGUUGCCAUUCACUGCAAGACUCCAGUCUUAACAUCGGUGAAGGAGCCUUCUGAGGCCAAAAUGGAACGACGUUGCCCUGUUCUUUCGAAAGAGACUUCUUCACAAGGGUCCACACAUGGUCAAAGAGAAAUAAAUGAAACCAUAGUGACUGAAUUAACUUUACCCGAUGAAGAAGUAACUCAAAUAGAAAAUAUACUUGAUCUCUGGAGUGGAAAUCUUAAGACAAAUGUUCUGACUGAGUUGAGAAAAUGGAAGCUCAGUUUGAUCGAACAUCACAAGCUUCAAAUGAGACAAGAAAAAGAGAAACACGCUGCACAAGUGAAACAAUUGAGCAAUGAGAUGGAAAACCUUAAGGAGUUGCUACAUACUUAUGAAAUCUCUAUUGGCAGGAAAGAUGAGGUGAUUACUAACUUGACCCAUGCAUUAGAGAGACAAAAGGAGAGAAUGGAGUUGACGAGAAAGUUUGCACUGUGGCGGGUUCAGCAUGUUAAAGCCAAACAAGAGGAAUACGCCAAUAGAAUAGCGGACAGACAAUUCCGGACAGCUUUGAUGAAGAAAGUAUGGGCAGCGUGGCGCUCUCUUAGUGAGGAAAAAUGGAAAGAAAAAGUAGCAAAAGCCUGUCAGUUAAGGGCAGAAGAUGUGUGUGUUCAGCUCACCAAUGACUACGAAGCCAAAAUUGCAGAGCUAACUGCUGCUUUGGAAGAGACAAAAGGUGAGAUUCUACAACUGCACAGUGAAAGAGGACAGUAUGAAGACACCAUGAAGAAAGCCUUUAUGCGUGGUGUAUGUGCUUUGAAUCUGGAAGCAAUGACGAUGUUUCAGGGCAGGGACAGUAGGACAGAUCCUGAUGUAGGAAGUAGAAGAAAUGAUAAUGGUGCCAUCGUUGCAGGAAAGCUACCUCCUUCACAAUAUAAUCUGCCCUCACCGCCAUCUCCACCAGCAACUGCUUUUCAGCUGGAAGAUAUGUUUUCUACCCACUUGGGUCAUGCAAGGACUUCUCAGACCAGGCUAGAUUCUGAUUCUCCAGUAAUCAUCACUAGCACAGCUGCAGGAUCUGGUGUAGCAUCCACUCAAAAACUGCCCAUGGCGAAAGUAAUAACAUCUGCUCAACAGAAAGCAGGAAGAACAAUCACUGCUCGAAUCACAGGCCGAGCUGACAUGGGACAAAAAGGCAGAUUUUGUGGUAGUUUAGCAAUGAUGGGAGUUGCACCACCCAUGAGUUCAGUCAUUGUUGAAAAACAUCAUCCAAUUACUCAGCAAACCAUAUCCCAAGCCACCGCUGCUAAAUAUCCUCGAACCGUGCUCCAUUCUUCUGGUUCUACCACUGUGAGACCUGCAGGACAAGUUGGGCGAAUGCUUCAGAGCCAAACUUAUACCAGUGUUCAGUCAAUAAAAGUUGUUGACUGA